AUUGCCGAAGGAAUCAACAAAACAAAAGGUUAGGAAAGUAAGGAAGCUGCAGCUUCGCGAAGGCGAUCCAUACACAGACACAGUUCAAUUUAGCUGGAACUUUCAUCAAAAUUCAAUCUCUAAUUAUUUGGUUAAUAAACAGAAGAAAAAGGAGGGACAAGCUCCAGGGAGAUUGAGAAAUGGAUUUAAUGGAGCUGUGGGCGAUCUUCGGUCCCGGAGUCGCAGGCGCCGUUUUCGGGGCUGGCUGGUGGUUCUGGAUUGACGCCGUCGUUUGCAGUUCUGUCAAAGUCUCUUUUGUUCAUUACCUUCCUGGAAUUUUUGCAUCUAUAGCAGCUCUGAUGUUUAAUUGUGUUAGGAAAGAGGAUAUUGAUUAUUCUCCAUAUGAAGAAGGCGAGUGGAGAUUGAAGCUUUGGCUUUUCUUUGCAUAUGUUGUAUCCUUUGUUUCUCUAGCAGCAUCAGUGGGCUUAUUAAUACAGGAUUCAAUUGUUAAAACUGGGCCUUCAGUGUGGACAGGAACUGCUGGUGUCUUACAAUGUGUGUUUGUGUUGAUCAGUGGGCUGAUGUAUUGGACUUCACACUCGGAAUAAGUUGUGCCGAAUCACUAUAUAUGGUUUCUGGAGCUUGGAACUGCAUGUAUCUUUUACUUGCCAAAUCAAUGGGAUGAAGUCGCCUUUUGUACAUGUUUAUGCUAUGCUAACAAUCUUGAGCGUCAGUAGUAAACCCAUGCAAAUGUUUGCAUUUAUGAUGGUUAUUUAUCAUUAUGGUUUAUUUGUUAUUUUGCCGUCAUUUAUUUUAUUCUAUGCUUCAUUGUGCAAUGAAGCAUAUCCCUUACCCAA
Manihot esculenta (cassava) is the source of this 836-nucleotide messenger RNA. RefSeq names its product transmembrane protein 50A. Bases 180 to 587 code for a protein of 135 amino acids. The transcript has 4 exons. Gene Ontology annotation, biological process: late endosome to vacuole transport via multivesicular body sorting pathway; protein targeting to vacuole. The record is from RefSeq and is a predicted model, not a curated record. Lineage: Eukaryota; Viridiplantae; Streptophyta; Magnoliopsida; Malpighiales; Euphorbiaceae.